Pelecanus crispus (Dalmatian pelican) is the source of this 857-nucleotide messenger RNA. The record is from RefSeq and is a predicted model, not a curated record. NCBI's taxonomy places the organism in Eukaryota, Metazoa, Chordata, Aves, Pelecaniformes, Pelecanidae.
UUUUUAAAGGUCAUCAGUGAGAAGUGGAGAAAUGGCUAAAUUGACCCAGUUAAUUGACAAUGAAGUCUUCCGGGCUUAUGCUACUUAUGCAACUAUUGUUCUUCUAAAAAUGAUGCUAAUGAGUCUUAUAACAGCAUACUUCAGAAUCACAAGAAAGGCAUUUGUUAACCCAGAAGAUACAGCAUCACUUGGUAAAGGCGAGAGUGCUAAAAAAUAUCUGCGGACUGAUCCAGAUGUUGAACGUGUGCGCAGAGGCCACCUGAAUGACCUUGAAAAUAUUGUCCCAUUUCUUGGCAUUGGACUGCUGUAUGCUCUUAGUGGCCCUGAGCCGUACACAGCCUUGCUGCAUUUCAGGAUCUUCGCUGUGGCUAGGAUCACUCACACUUUUGCGUACUUGAUCCCUCUUCCCCAGCCCAGCAGAGGUUUGUCUUGGGCAGUUGGGUAUGCAGUGACCAUCUCGAUGGCAUACAAAGUGCUGAAGACGGCAUUGUACCUGUAGCAGAGUCGUAGCUUCUGUGUACCAUUCGACAUUCCACGCAAAGUUUCCAGCAGUGUAUGUCGAUGGCUUGAAUGAGCCAGCAUGAGUUUUCCAUGGUGACUGGAAUUCAUUUUUUAACAGAGGCUUUUCAUUCCUGUUCAGAAAUAUUUCUUUCUGGAGGAAAAAAAAUCCUUCUCCCUGUGUUCCCUAUUCAUGGUCUGCGUUGCCAAAAUGUUAGAUUGAAUGUUCCCUUUGCGAUUUGUCAAGUGCUUACAAUUCUAAACAUGCGAUGAUGCUGUAUGGAUAGCAUGUGUGGUAAUUUUCUACAGAUGCACUAUUUUUGGCUGUAGCUCUGAAGUCUAAAUCAAUAAAGACAAGA